AUGGUGCUAGCGACUGUAAUCAAUCUCAAGGUCCUAGAGGCUAUAGCUGAGGCAGGGCCGGAUGCCAAACUCACGGCUCAUGAGAUUGUGUCUCGUUUAUUGAUCUCUAACCAAGAUGCCCUAGACAUGGUUGACCGAAUGCUUCGUUUGCUUGCGAGCCAUUCAAUAGUCACUUGCACCGAAAGGGUACAUGAAUCAAGGCCGGUUCGAGUGUAUGGACUCACACCCGUUGCCAAAUACUUCAUCCCGGAUGACGACGGAGUGUCCUUAGGUGCGGUGUUGGAGCUUGCACAAGACAAGGUUUUAAUCGACUCUCGGUAUGUUCAUUCUAUAAAGAGAUAA
Molecule: messenger RNA, 342 nt
Organism: Helianthus annuus (common sunflower)
Lineage: Eukaryota; Viridiplantae; Streptophyta; Magnoliopsida; Asterales; Asteraceae
Product: caffeic acid 3-O-methyltransferase-like
Exons: 1
Coding region: 1-342 (113 amino acids)
Biological process (GO): methylation
Molecular function (GO): S-adenosylmethionine-dependent methyltransferase activity; O-methyltransferase activity; protein dimerization activity
Source: RefSeq, a predicted model, not a curated record